GUAACGUUAGGCCACUCCAGAUGACCAAAUAAGGAAACCUGACACAUGAAAGUGGAAUUUGUUCUGGUCGGUUUCAUAUUAAUGGGAAGAAAGCUGAAGUGCUUUGUGUCGUUGGUGCUUCAUCGUGUCUGUUUCGGUCACGUCGAUAGAUACAUCGGCGCGCGCGUGUGUGUGUGUGUUUGUGCGCGUGUGUGAAAACAUUAGUGCGCGAGCUGCUGUAGUUUCUUGAGGGAAAAGAGAAGAGGAAGCCGUUCCGCCCCCACGACCAGCCCGUAAGGCCGAGGAGCAAAGAAGCAGAAAGAAGAGAAAAGAAGCCGAAAGGGACGCCGCCCGCCUCGGAGACACACCGCCGCGCUGCCGUGGAGCCUUUUACUUGUUGCUGUGGCGGAUGGACAAGCAGAGCUCCGGCGGGACUUUCGUCUUCAGGUCCGGUUGUUGUGUCGAAGACCUCGUUUAAAAAAAAAAAAAUGAGUAAAGUUUUAGUUUGAAGCUGCACCGAUUAAAAAAAAAAAAAAAAAACCGCCCGUGCUGGUGUCUGCUGCGAACAUCAACGUUGACCGGCGGAUCUGCUCGACUACUUUACUUUGUGGGGUUUUUUUUUGUUUGUUUUUUAUCGUGGCUCGGGUUGGCUUUUAGCUCAGGCCCUGGACGGUUUUUGAUCGGGACGAAUCCCAGUUCAAAACCAGUAUGAGUGGAGACGAGGAACGAUUCAAACUGGUGGUGGUGGGAGGAGGAGGGGUGGGGAAGAGCGCCCUGACCAUCCAGUUCAUCCAGUCCUACUUUGUGUCGGACUACGACCCCACCAUCGAAGACUCCUACACCAAGAUCUGUACCGUGGACGGGAAGGAGACCCGGCUGGACAUCUUGGACACAGCAGGUCAGGAGGAGUUCGGAGCGAUGAGGGAGCAGUACAUGCGCUCAGGAGAAGGCUUCUUAUUGGUGUUUGCACUCAACGACCGGGGCAGCUACCAUGAGGUCCAGAAAUUCCACACUCAGAUCCUGAGAGUCAAAGACCGAGAUGACUUCCCCAUGGUGCUGGUUGGAAACAAGGCAGACCUAGAACAGCAAAGAGUGAUCACCAGGGAGAAUGCUCAGGGGUUCGCCAGAGAGAACAGGAUCCACUACAUGGAGGCUUCGGCCAAGAAUCGCCACAACGUGGAUGAAGUCUUCUUGGAGCUGGUGCAAAUCAUCAGACGGUUUCAGGAGAUGGAGUGUCCUCCUCCGACGACUCAUCACACAAGGAAACAGAAAAGGGGUGGCUGUCCCUGUGUCCUCCUCUAAGCACUGUUACCAUGGACACCGAAGCAUCAUCCCUCUACAGAUUGUUCAAAAAGGAGUGUGUGUGUGUAUGUGUGUGUGUGUGUAGAGAGAGAGAGAGAGAGAGAGAGAGUGAUAAGGUGCAUCAUUUUCUUUCCAAAUGGUUUUAUUUGCACACUUGCCAAAAGCAACUUUUAAUCAGUGUAAUGGUUGAUUUUAAUUUGAGGAUAUAAAGGGAGAUGUGUUAGUAGCAGUUUGGUGAAGAAACACAAAGUACUGUAGCCGGUGUACCGGUGACAUGGAGUAAUCAUCACGUUACUGUACAUAGUUGGUGUUCACAAAUAGAAAUAUCAUCACAUGUUGUAAAAAGGACCAAACUGCUUUUAGAAAAGGACACCGCGUCUGUGAUGAAUGAUGUCAGCAGUGACAUCACCACAGGGCUGACUGUUAGACUGCGUGGAGAGACUCACCCUAACAAUCAUUUCCAAUACCAUGUCUUUAAAAUGGACAUGUCAAACAUUUCAACUUCUUGUGAAAUGUGGCACGCCCAAAGGCGAGCCAUGAAAUCCAUGUGCUGCCAUGUUGCAUACCUUCCUGCAGGGGGCAGCAGACCCCCGCUGCAGAAUUGGGAGAGGACUUUCAGGCUACAGCUACGUUUCCAGCUGCUGUACUUUGUCUUUUGGUGCCUCAUCCCCAUCCUCCCACUUGUGGUGCCAUGUUGUGACAGAAUAAUGAAACCAUCCAACAAUACAAAAGGUCUGAUCAGACUUCAGUAUAGAAGCCCUGGUCCCAUGGCCAUGCACAGCCUGCACAAGCUGGAUGAAGAAAAGCCUAAUUCAAGGCUGCAUUCAAUUUAUAACCUGGCAGUGCAGUAGUCAUGACAGCAGAACUGGUUUCUGCAUUUGCACCUUUCAUUUGACACAAAUAUACUCUGCGGAUGUUAAUGGUUUUGGGGAUAGGUGGACUGCAUUCUGGUACUAAUGUCUUUAUUUUACUCAAUUCAUUUAAUAAGUGGUAUAUGUAUAAUAAUGUUUGUUCACAGAAAUCAAGUGAACUAGUGGUGAAAUCUCACUAACACAAAAAGAUCUCCAGGUUCGCUUUUCUAGAGCUUUCAACUGCAUCUCAUGGUUUUCAUUAGAUGAUUGUUGGACUCCAUGGCGAUGGUUCGGUUGUCAUCGCAUGACAUAAAUGUGGAACUUCAGUAUAGGGAAGUGUCCUGUGUGAAUUGGCUCUGGUGUUCAUCCAGGCAUCUUGCUGUUUCACUGAUAGUAGUGUUCCCUGCAGCUGUCACACGUGAUGUCACGAUGAUGUCAUCGACACUCCCGUCUUCUUAGUGUCUCAAGUGCUGAAAGUCAUAAGGGAUAACCCUGGAGGCUUCUGGGGGUCCCUGUUCACCACAUACUGGUAUCAUGUGACUGAAGUUUCAUUCUGAGGUCACAUGAUGACAACUAAGCCAUCUUCAUGACAACUGAGCAAGCUUUAUUCACCAUGAAGACAGUGUUUCUAGGUUGAAAGUUCUGGAAAAAAUGAAUAAGUGGAUGUUGACUUGAGGUUCUUUUGCUUUUGAAGGUGUGUAAUAAUCUAUGUUGCCCAUCAUAUCACAUUGGAGAUAUAUUGUCUCCUUUACAGUGUCACAGGAGCCUGUGGAUGGCCUAGCCCUCUUCUGCAUAGCAACAAAACUAGGCCCAGAGUAACAGGUCUACAGAGUGUGUUUGUUCUUUUUUCCCCAUUUGUCAUAUUUGGACUCUGAACUGCAGUCUAACUAACAGACGUUCCACCUCUGUAAGAUCCUCACCCCACCCCCAACUGCAGUAGCCCGAAUCCACUGGUGGAGGUCCCUAUUGCAGCAUCAGGGAUGAGCAGCCAGCAGUCUUCCCCAGCUCCCCACACACAGACAUGACCAACUGUUAGUGUCAAAUCCCACAUUCAGGCCAGACGUCUAGGGCCGUAGUGGUGGACGUUGACAUUAUGUCUGUUCUUGUAUUGAUGGUGAGAUAAUCAAAAACCACAGACAUGAGUCCACUUUACAUCUUCAAAGACCGUCCUCACUGCUUUUUAUUUGCAAGGACAGAUUAACUCACUAUUAUGCACACUAAGAAAAAGUUGAAAAUUGAAGAAAAAUGAAAUCUCUCAUAGUAAAUGUCCAAUAAUAUCUACCUUUUUUAUGUCAUUUUUAAUGCUUUGGGCAGUUUGGUUACUUUUUUUCACUUUAAGAAUUAAUUUGUAUACCUAUAAUACAAACUGCAUUUCACAUCAUUCAGUUUUGUAAUGAGAUAAAAGUCAAAUCUAUUUUAUACCAUUAAAGCAUU
Anoplopoma fimbria (sablefish) is the source of this 3566-nucleotide messenger RNA. RefSeq names its product RAS related (gene rras). Gene Ontology annotation, molecular function: GTPase activity; GTP binding; GDP binding. The transcript has 6 exons. Gene Ontology annotation, biological process: signal transduction. Gene Ontology annotation, cellular component: plasma membrane. The coding region runs from base 688 to 1281 and encodes 197 amino acids. NCBI's taxonomy places the organism in Eukaryota, Metazoa, Chordata, Actinopteri, Perciformes, Anoplopomatidae. The record is from RefSeq and is a predicted model, not a curated record.